AUGGCAGAGCGAUCGCAGGUGCAGGUGGUGUGCGCUCCGUACACCGCCAUCGUCGAGGAGUACGCGCUCUUUCCAAAGGCGCGCCAGCUCGUCGUGCAGGCGUUGCCACGGGGCAACGCCAUCGUAGGAAGCCGUCGUCCAUCACCGCGCAAGUCUACCAAAGGCGUGUAUAGUGCGUCCCGUCGCUCACCAACGGAGAGGCACAGCGCUUACGAGCACAGUAUUGAUACGAAUGAGGACGGCGGCGGUGUCGACGCUUCCACACGCCUGGCAGCCCUGCAGCUGCCAGCGUCAUGUCUGCAUGCAUGGCUUCGGCACACCGAGACUUUAGCAGAGGGAGACGACCCCGACGCGGACGACGUAGCGACGUGGCUGAAUUCGAGCGGGGAGGCGUGGCUCUCGGUGCAGCCAGCGCUCGAGUACGCCUCUCUCAGCUACGGACCUGUUCACGCCGUCAAUUGGCUGCAGUGGGAAGAAGUCAAGGCGCUCCACAAUGCCGAACAACCGCGCCGGAAAUGGCACGCCGAGUUCGCCGCGACAGCGGUCGGGAAGUCACCUGUAAGGACACCGCCGUGCAUCGUCGUGCAGGUGGUGUUGCUGUGGCUUCAUGAAGGCCAGAUGCACCGCCUGAUGCCGGAGGAGUUUGUGAGCAUGGAGACCAAGGCACGCGCGGCGCUCGCUGCUCGGUCGAUGCGGCCACCGCGCGCCGCAUCCACAGGGCGGUCUGUAGCGCCGUCCUUCAGGUCACUCUUCACGUGCUACCUGAGGCUGGAGUACCCGCCUGGCACAUUGUGUCCCCACCGCGUUCCCGUGCCAAUCGCGGAGCCGCUGCUGACUCGCCAAGAGCUGGUGGAGCUGGUGAGGGCCACGGCCCACAUACGUCGGCACCAUCCGCUGCGUGUGGCGUACCGAAUAUGGCCACAGGCCACUCCACCCACCGCAGCAGCGCCAGCGUCGGCGCUGCCCUGGUCUGGUGGCCGUGCCGGCGUCUCCUCUGCCGAGGCACGGAUCGCGGUGGGGACGCCGACCGUGCGCGCGCCCCCCCUGCGCGCGUUGGAGAGCAACGCCGCAAUGGUGGAGUUCAUUCGUGAUGUCCUGGCCUACGGCUGCAUGGCCCUGCAAGUCGUGGCGGUGCGCAGUGGCCGCGUGCCGGUACAGGGUACGAACGGCAGACGGCCCGAGGCGGUCGGCAGCGGCGUGCCGAGAGCACCGCAGCGACCCUACUACGCUGGGUACAACAGGCGACAGGUGGAGGAGAGGAGCACUGUGCUCGUCACGAACAACGUGCGCAUGAAUGACGUCCUUCGCAGCAUUACGCGGAAAGACAGCGCCACUCAGCGUGGCAGUGUCUCCUCCGUGUGGCGCAUGGCAAGCGCCACAUCUCCGUCGCCAAUGGCGGACGCGGCGGUAGGGCCACCGCCCAUUGAUAGGGAGGAUGAGGAAGUGGAGCGCGAGGGCAGCAGGGCACCCGCGGACACAAUCCACCCGCUCGAAGCGUCGGACGAACUCGCGUGCGCCGCGCCCGCAGAGGCGGGGGGAACGGCGGCACUGGCAGAGGAGGUCAGCGGUAUGGACUGUCUUGAAAGCUAUGGCGACGCCGCCCCCUCGUCAAUCCAUGGCAGCGACGCGAUGGCCUCCGGUGAAGACGACCCCCCGCAGCUCUUGCGGCAAGACGCGGUGCUGCCCUCUCUCUCCGAGGAAAGCACGGGCAACAUCACCCCUGCUGGUGAAGCGGCCUUGCAAAUCGUCCAUCACGGUUACUUCAGAGAUGCAGACGAAUUCGGUGCGACAUGGCGCAACGCCGAUCAGUACACCGAGUACGUGUCAGGCGAGGGAGCGGGGGAUGGUGUUGGUUCACAGCAGCAGCCGGAGCUGCAGCGCGAAGCGCUGCGACGCCCUCGCGUGGACAGCAGCGUGCAGUGCAAAUUGUUUGUCGAGGACGCGCGAGAAGGUAAGCCGAUGGCACUGGCGCAGAAGGAACCGUCGGCGCGAUACGCGGAGAAGCUCAUGGCAGUGGACUCAUGGAGUGACAAUCGGGCUCCACACACACCGCAUGCACGUGGCCCUACGUCAUCACCGUCCAAGACGCCUGCCGAUCCAGGUGACGUCUCCGCAGGAGCUGCGGAGGGGGGGAUCACAGACAACGCUCGCGUAGCUGUCCCGGCGCCGUGCGCGAAGUCGCCGUGCUCUGUCUCCCUUACGCAGCAGCGGCGCUCCACCUCGAGCAGCUGCGGCAGCGCCACAAUGCCAGACCCCGCUACAAUCGUGCUCGUACGCUACGAGGUGGACCCCACUGUCGUGUGCGUCUCCGGCCCCGUGCUGCAGACGGUGCUGCAGCAUCUUCAGGAGGCCAUCUUCCAGCGAUGCUGCGCCCACCUGUGUCACGAUCUGGACGCGCCGCGCCCACGCUUUCACGCAGCGCACCCUCAUCGCCACGCCGGCAGCGCACAGUUCAAGGCGGCCACGAGCUUCAUCAACUCCUCCUCGACCGCUGCAGCACCCUCCAGAGACGUCGUGAUGGCGGUGGGGUUCGGCAACGGAGACCGCAACACCAGAGACUCCAACCUCCCAAUCGCAUCCAGCACUGAUGUGCCUUGCACCGAGUUCAUUCUACCGCUCUACCAGUAUAUCUUCACCCGUGUCGAAGAGGACGCCCUGGAGUGCUGCAUUGCGGAGGUCAUGGCCGCCUACCAAGGCCUCGAGCAGCUGCCAGCGAAGGAGGCGGAGGAAUGGCUACGGAUGAAACCGAACCUCGUCUCCCUGGGGUGCUAA
Leishmania major strain Friedlin is the source of this 2772-nucleotide messenger RNA. RefSeq lists its product as hypothetical. The transcript has a single exon. The record is from RefSeq and is a predicted model, not a curated record. NCBI's taxonomy places the organism in Eukaryota, Euglenozoa, Kinetoplastea, Trypanosomatida, Trypanosomatidae. The coding region runs from base 1 to 2772 and encodes 923 amino acids.